ACCAGUGCUGGUGUUGACGGUUUUUGCCGCGAGCCAACAUGGAAACGGUGGAGUGAGACUCGACUCAAACGCACCGUUCACCGUUACUUCGGCGAUGACCGCGGCGAACAAAGUGAGCCGAGCAGCGCGCCAGAGCCCAGAGCGAAGCCAACAGCACACCCCAGCUGCGGAGCUGCCAGUCCAAACCGGCAACCGCGGCCCAAGCCGCCGUCUCUCACCUGACCUGACCAAACUCCCGCCGCGUCCCAUCCUCGCGAACCCACCCGCCACUCCCGGACGCACCGAGGCGAGGCGAUGCCGGGGCCGGGGGCGCACCUGCUGUACGCGCUGUCCGGCGGGGCAGCGCUCUCGCGGCUCGCCGGCGGUGGCCGCCGCUUCGGCCCGCACCACUGCGCCGUCUACGCCGCCAACGCCUUCCUCGGCCCGGACCUCGGCGCCUUCGCCGAGUGGCUCGCGUCCUUCCUCCCCGCCGCCGCCGCGGGGGACCUCGCCAUGGCCGCCGUCCACCACCCCUUCUACUACCCGCUCCUCCUCGGCCUCCCGCUCGCAUGCCUCUACGCGUGGCUCUCCCGCUGGCUGCUCCGCGCCGGCCUCCUCGACGCGCCCGCCGGGGUAGCAUUAAGCAGAAGACAGUGCUUCUUGCUAAUCGCAGCCGGCUCGCUCUCCCACUUCUUCUUGGAUCACUUGUUUGAGGAAAAUGGCCAUUCUACAAUGUAUACUUGGAUACUGAGCACUGGUUGGUGGAAAGGACGCGCUCCUAUCAAUCCAGAUGCAGUGUUUGUUGUCGGCCUUCUUUGCGUUUGCCUCAUUGGGGGAUUUGUGUACAUUAACAGAGUGGAGCAUGGAAAGUCAGUGACUGAAAAGUCAAAUCAAUCUUUCUUUCUCAUCCUGGUGAUAGCCACCCUGUACUGUAUGUGGUGUGCCAGCCAGAUAUACCUGCGAAAUCCCCCUCAACCCGCCAUAGGUGAAGAGGCUGAUCUUGGAGUGAUAAUAUUUCUUGCAAUUUAUCUUUUUCUCCCGCAUGGCUUGUGUGUCUUAUCGAUGAACCAAAAAGAUUACAAUGAAGCAUUGGAUGGACUGCCACUUUGAUAAUGUCUGAUAUGGUGGUGUGUUUUGCUACUCGUUUCUGCAGAAUACCAUUUUGGCAGCAGUCUUCUCCGCUUCAUGUUGUAAAUAUUUUAAUUUCCAAUGGGCUAAUUGCCAGGCAUAUAUGUAUAACCUUGUAAACCUUUAGGUUAGAAAUAAGGUUUUAUAGGGUUGAGGAAAUAAAGAGGUCAGGAAAGUUCAGUACGAUGCUGUUGUUGUGUUACUAAAUAUGUUGGUACGACUAUCAUUAUUGUUUU
Molecule: messenger RNA, 1343 nt
Organism: Triticum aestivum (bread wheat)
Lineage: Eukaryota; Viridiplantae; Streptophyta; Magnoliopsida; Poales; Poaceae
Exons: 4
Coding region: 295-1089 (264 amino acids)
Source: RefSeq, a predicted model, not a curated record